Carassius carassius (crucian carp) is the source of this 3911-nucleotide messenger RNA. It is a transcript of the gene arhgap10, whose product is annotated as Rho GTPase activating protein 10. NCBI's taxonomy places the organism in Eukaryota, Metazoa, Chordata, Actinopteri, Cypriniformes, Cyprinidae. Gene Ontology annotation, cellular component: cytoplasm. The transcript is spliced from 23 exons. Bases 529 to 2823 code for a protein of 764 amino acids. Gene Ontology annotation, biological process: signal transduction. The record is from RefSeq and is a predicted model, not a curated record. Gene Ontology annotation, molecular function: GTPase activator activity; protein binding.
UAUGUCGAAUGAUUUUAUUCAGAUGGAAAAUACAUAAAUUUCCAUAACGACACUGCCCGCAGCCCGUUAUUCACUCAAAUAUCCCGGUUUUCCAGAGCCAAGGCGUGAUGACGUGAGAGUCCUGCACGCGGGAGGGGACUCGCUCGAGUCGACUGUCAUUCGCGGACCAAAGCCCUGACUGGACGUUAUUACCUUUAUUUCAAUAGAUAUCUGUGUAGAGUAGAGCUGUUUUAUCUAUCUUGCGAGAGUUUAAACCUAGAACAUACUUAAUAUAACGUUACCCAGGGUCACGUUUACUUGUAAGAAUUGGAAAGAGUUUUAUUCCCGAGAGAACUCCCGACGCGUUUGGUCUUCCUAAAGUAUUCGAGGACGCAUUUAUAAAGGCUUUUUAGCGCAGCUUUCCGUUCCCUUUUAAAUAGUAUUUCGUUAUUCGACCGGUUUUUAUUCAUUCGCUAGUCGCUUUCUCACGGGAUUUAAACGAUUUAACUUAAACUGUAAACGAAGUCAGCUGAGUCCAGUAAAAAAAAAAUGGGUUUACACCCGUUGGAGUUCAGUGAGUCUUACCUGGACAGUCCUGCCUUCAGGGAGAAAAUCAAAGCUCAUGAAGCUGAGCUGGACAAAACCGGCAGGUUUAUCAAAGAGCUGUAUAAAGAUGGAAAGAAUCUCAUCAAUGCCACAAAACAGCUUUCAUUGGCCCAGAAGAAGUUUGCUCAGUGCCUGGGCGAGUUCAAAUUUGAAUACAUCGGCGAUGCCAAAACUGAUGAUGAGAAGUGCAUUGAUGAAUCAUUGCAAGAAUUCUCCUCCUUUCUUAGAAACUUGGAAGACCAAAGAGAUCUGAUGAUGAGAAACAUCACAGAGACGCUGAUGAAGCCUUUAGAACAGUUUCGGAAAGAGCAGCUCGGCUCAGCAAAGGCAGAGAGAAAGAGGUACGAGAAGGAAACAGAGAAGUACUACAGCUCACUAGAGAAACUUUUGAACAUGUCAGCAAAGAAGAAGGAGCCACAAUUACAGGAGGCAGACAUGUCGGUGGAAGCGAUGAGGCAGCACUUUCAGGAGUCAUCCCUGGAGUAUGUCUGCAAGCUGCAGGAGAUACAGGAGAGGAAGAAGUUUGAGUGUGUCGAGCCUAUGCUGGCAUUCUUUCAGACUGUAUUCACUUUCUAUCAUCAGGGAUAUGAGUUGGCCAAAGACUUUGACCAUUAUAAAAAAGCCCUUCAAAUCAACAUUCAAAAUACACGGAGUCGUUUCGAGGGCACACGCUCUGAGGUGUACGAGUUAUUGAAGAGAAUCAAAGAGUCGCCACAGGAAUACAGACAGACCAGCCCCAUCAGCAGUGAGGGCUAUCUUUACGUACAGGAGAAACGACCUCCUCCUUUCGGAUCCAGCUGGGUGAAACGCUAUUGCACGCUUGUCAAAGAACAGAAAAUUCUACACAUGAAGACGUUUGACCAGAGAUCAGGCGGGAAGCUUGGUGAGACCGAGUCUGUUACAAUCAAGUCUUGUGUCCGCAAAACCACAGACACUCUUGACAGGAGGUUCUGCCUAGACAUAGAGAUCACAGAUCGACCGAUCACUGUACUGACGGUCCAGGCACUCUCAGAAGAUGACCACAGAUUCUGGAUGCAUGCGAUGGGAGGAAAGGAACUGAUGCAGUAUCUCAACCGGACACAUUCACGAGAAAGAGGAAUUGAUGCCCAGUUGGAUGACGUGGGAAUAAGCUUCGUGAAAAAUUCAAUAAAUGCCAUUGAAACAAGAGGUAUUAAUGAUCAAGGUCUGUACAGAGUUGUCGGGGUCAGUUCAAAAGUACAGAAGCUUCUCAGUUUAAUGAUUGAUGAGAAGAGCUGUGAAAUAGAUUUAGCAACCAGUGAGGACUGGGAUGUCAAAACCAUCACCAGUGCUUUAAAACUCUACCUGAGGAGUCUUCCAGAGCCACUAAUGACAUACGAGCUGUAUAAAGAGUUCAUCGUCCCUGCAAAGAGCGCUACUCCAGAAUCUAGAGUUCAGGCCAUUCACUGCCUGGUUCAUAAACUGCCAGAGAGGAACAGAUUAGUGCUCAGUCUGGUUACCAAGCAUCUUGCCAAUGUUGCUGCCAACAGCAAACAAAACCUGAUGACAGUGGCGAACCUGGGCGUAGUGUUUGGCCCCACGCUUAUGAGACCACAGGAAGAAACAGUGGCAGCCAUUAUGGACCUUAAGUUCCAGAACAUUGUGGUGGAGAUUCUCAUAGAACAGCAUGAAAAGAUAUUCGGGGAUGCUCCGAGCAGCUCUCCAUCCUUAGCCCCUACACCCCUCUCUGCACCAACCAGACAGUCCAAGAGGCUCAGUCGGCAGAAUCGCCCGCUGGCUGUAUACAACCCGCAGGUGCUGGAUGUUCAAACAGUCUCUCCUUCCUCUGAGAGUCCAGCCCUGGUUAACGAUGAGACAUCAGUGAGCAGUAAUGAGUCGGUCUCCUCCCAGUCUUCGAACGCCUCUGGAACGCCCCCCGAGAAAUCUAAGAAUCAUCACGCCACCAUUAGCACAUCCCUGCCAGAGAGCACCGGGAUAUGUACUGCCACAGCUUCAUGGAUGAAUUCUGCCUCCCCUGCCUCUGUUACACCGGCGAAACCUGGAUCUGCAGGAACUGAGAAGGAUAAACCUGAGGAAAGUGUCACCCUCAUGAAAGCAAAAGCGGUGUACCCCUGUGAGGCUGAACACGAUUCUGAACUCUCUUUCCAGGUUGGCGCAAUCUUCCAUGACGUGACACUCUCCAGGGAGCCCGGAUGGCUGGAGGGUGUGCUGGAGGGAAAGCGAGGACUCAUCCCUGAAAACUAUGUGGAAAUACUGUAACUCCGAAAAGAACUAUCCUCACACUUCUCUUUAUAUACAUGGUAUCCAUGGUCUCUGCGGCUCUUUCACAGUGGCACUGCUUGUCGUUCCUCCAUCCUUCUCCACACUAAAGAUGCUGACAGGAAAACAUAUAUACUGUAUCCAAAAACACAGGUGUUGCAAGCACAGGAGUUAAGUUCAAGUAUAAGCUAAGAUGUGCUGUAUACAUAGAGACUACACUUUAAGAAAUGUAAAUAUAAAUUUGUGUGGGAAAAUAUGCAUCCGUCAUUGUGACUGUGUUGUCCUCUUUUUUCUUUUUUUUUUAUUGCAUGUCAUAGUUUUAGCCAAGUAGUUUGGGUUAUUUAGCAUUAGUAUUCUCAAUACUCAAAGAUACCUUGAGUAUCUUUCUAUUUAAUGUUAUCAAGUUGCAUUUAAUUGGGCGUGUGAUGAUGUAUAGGACAAAAAAAAAGUGUAACCUUAUGACUGUGAACAUUGUCAGUUUUGUGUCUUGGUUUAGUGGAACACUAGAGAGCAUAUUAGACAUAAAUGUAGUUCUUGGCGGUUAUUGAUAUUGAAAUUUGUAUGUGAUUAUUAAAUCUUUCGCAUUGGUUAAAACUGAUGCUGUGCCUUAAAUUUAUUAUGCAUGGCAUGUGGGACGCUGUUCAAUAACUCGAACAGAGCAACUUUUUUUUUUUUUUGUUAUUCUGUAUAUAGUUUUUAACAUUAUUUUGAAGAACAGAGACCGAUAAAUAAAAAUGUAACCCAUACAUUGACGUCAAAUUAAAUAUUGCCAAGUCUUACAUCUGUGUUAUAUACAUACAGUUAUUUUUGUGCAAAGAAACUUAAAAGCCAAGCACUCUCCCUCUUUAAAGUUUUGAAGUUUACCACAUCGUUUUUGCAGAAACCUUAAAAAUGGCAGGACUUCACUGAUGUUUAAUGAGACCAUUUUCAUUUUUCUAAGAGCUCUUGUUCCACGGGUUCAUGUUUGUGACUGAGCGGAUCUGCGGUGAUUUCAGACAGUGAUUUAUGACCUCUGCAAAGGUCUUGGCAUUGAUAUCAUUUUUUUUUUAUGUUGAUCAAUGUUAAAUAAAUAAAGUGUUUUAUUCUAA